AUGUCGCAAAAACAUUUGCAAAACAAGGAUUCGAACGAUGGUAGUAUUGACGAUGAUUCCUCCACUGUAGCACCUUCGCAAGUGACUUAUUCCAGAUCGCAGGGUUCUUUCAUAAUACACGGUGAAGAUGAUGACGAUGAGGUUUUGGACGAUUCUUCUACGGCGGUUUCAGGAAAUGUGCAUACGCUGAAACCUCACACGAGCUCUCAUACGAGAUCUUUAUCCAGUGAAAGGAUGUUAUCGGCACAAUUGAGUCAGAUGAAUUACAACAAUAAUCGUGUAAGUCUUAAUAGGGCCAUUUUACAAGUACAAGAUCUUUUACAACAGCUUGAUGUGGAGAACCAGGAAAGACCUAUUCACUUGCCCAUUAAAGUGGACGGAUUACAUGUUUUAAAAGUCCAAGUGAAGAUUGAUGGUAAUUAUUCCAAAUCGGAUGAAAUCAACUUGGAUAAAAAGGCAUUAGCCAAAUUGUUGAGAGCUCAAAUCAAAGAUGCUUUCAACCAUCUAAACUCUUUGCAAAAACGUGUUGAUGAUGUGUCUUCUAAAGUUUUCAUCACAGGUGAUGUUAAUACGGGGAAAUCAAGCUUUUGUAAUUCAUUGCUGAGGCGCAGACUGCUACCAGAGGAUCAAUUGCCCUGCACUAAUGUAUUUUGUGAAAUUUUAGAGGCAAGAGAAAAUGAUAAUUUGGAAGAAGUCCAUGCUUUCCCCAUUGAAAGGUCAAAAUCAGCUAAAGAGGCAAACGCUGUCUAUAACAUCAGAGAUAAAUCUACUUAUGAGACCUUUCCCUUGACCGAAUUGGAUGAAUUGGUUUUGAAAAAUGAUGAAUACGUUUUGCUCAAAGUUUACAUCAAGGAUGAUAAGAGACCUCCUGAAAAUAGUCUUUUGAGAAAUGGUACCGUUGAUAUAUCUUUAAUCGAUUCACCAGGGCUAAAUAUGGACUCGGUACAGACUGCAGAAGUAAUGACUCGUCAGGAAGAAAUCGAUCUUGUAAUAUUUGUCGUAAACGCUGAAAACCAAUUGACAUUGUCGGCCAAAGAAUUUAUCUCUCUAGCAUCAAGAGAAAAGAAGCUUAUGUUCUUUGUGGUAAAGAAAUUCGACAGGAUUAGAGAUAAACAAAGGUGCAAAGAUUUGAUUUUGAAACAGAUUAAGGAUCUAUCACCAGAGACUUACAAAAGUUCCUCACAAUUUAUUCAUUUUCUGGCAAGUGAAGGUGGUGGCCCAGGUGGUGAACCAGAUGACAAUGAUGGUGAUGACGACGAGCCUCACGGGGAUGAAGAUCCUGAUCCAGAUUUUGACCAUUUGGAGAAUUCUCUACGAAAUUUUGUUCUGAAGAAAAGGUCACUGUCCAAACUACUGCCAGCCAAGACGUAUUUGUGCAAAAUUCUAAGUGAUUUACAAAGCAUCGUAGAAUUUAACGUUAUGAAAUACCGUGAAGAAGAUGAAUCAUUAAGAAGACAGAUGGAGGAAUUGAAACCUGAAUUGACUAAAGUGAAAGAAGGCUGCGACGGAUUGUCCAAUAGCGUCGACAAAUUAGCCGAACAAAUCGUAACAGAUACUUACGAAUUUACAAGGCAGAAAAUAAUAUCUUCUUUGGAAAUUCCACUUAAUGAAUUUCCCAAAUAUCAAGGUCUGUCGCAACUUCACGAUUUCAUAUUCCAAACGGAACAGUACAUCAAAGAUCGCAUUAAGGAGUGCGUUUUAUCCAGUGAAAUUUACGCCAGAGGUCAAACCCAACAAUCAGUGGAGGAAAUUAGUAAUUUGGGUAAAGAAGAAUUGGGUGAUGAAUUUAUGUCCAAUCGUGUUUUCAAAAGUGAUUUGAUGUUUACCAAGAGACGCCAUUUCUUUGGUAAAAAAUUAUCUGUACCCUUAUCAAUGGUUGAUCUCUUUGCGCCCUCAUGGGAAGGGUUCUUUGGAUAUAUGACAUGGGGUAUUGGGUUCCCCACGGCGACUACUACAGCUGAGAGCGAAGCUACUGCACCUGAUGAAAAGAAAACCGAUAACGGGUUCACUACAGCCUUGGGUCUCACGAGUUACUCUUUGAACCAGUACUGGUGUAAACCUUCCCUAAUAUUUACUUCCAAAAUUCCUACACUGGCAGUGUAUUCUGUUGGUGGUGCCAGACUAAUGAGAAACGUGGUGAUCCACGGCGUACAGUUCUUUUCAUGGAAUGCGAUAAAGAAAAUAUCAGGGUCUUUGUUUAUAGUGGGUACUGUAUUGGGUGCGGCCUAUUUGGUACACGAUUUGCCUAGAGCACUGCCACAAAAUUUGUCGCUCAAGUACAGGAAAGCCUUACAGGAAAGUGACUAUGUGCAUGCUAAUUCCGAGAGGAUCUCUAAGGAGGUGCGUGAAGUGUUACGAACCCCCACUCGUGAGAUAUUAAAAUCCUGUGAGUUAGUACUCGAGAAGAAAAAUGGUGCUCAAAGAGAGCUCGAGAAAAGACGUCAUGACAAUACCCUGUCGAUCAAAUACCUGCAACAAAUCCACGAAAGAGCAGCCUCUCAGCGCAAGAUAGUGGAACGUAUUAAUUUAGAGGUGGACUAA
Molecule: messenger RNA, 2541 nt
Organism: Zygosaccharomyces rouxii
Lineage: Eukaryota; Fungi; Ascomycota; Saccharomycetes; Saccharomycetales; Saccharomycetaceae
Gene: FZO1
Product: mitofusin
Exons: 1
Coding region: 1-2541 (846 amino acids)
Biological process (GO): mitochondrial fusion
Cellular component (GO): mitochondrial outer membrane
Molecular function (GO): GTP binding; GTPase activity
Source: RefSeq, a predicted model, not a curated record